Messenger RNA from Trichoderma asperellum CBS 433.97, 1767 nucleotides. RefSeq lists its product as uncharacterized. NCBI's taxonomy places the organism in Eukaryota, Fungi, Ascomycota, Sordariomycetes, Hypocreales, Hypocreaceae. The record is from RefSeq and is a predicted model, not a curated record. Gene Ontology annotation, molecular function: GTPase activity; GTP binding. Gene Ontology annotation, cellular component: mitochondrion.
AUGCCGCCACGGUGUCCUGGUCCAUCUCACCUGCCCCUGGCACCAUUCCUCUAUCCAGCCCUCUUCCGGCCCCGAUAUGCCAGCUCUUCUCUCCUCCGAACGGCAUUGAGCCGUCAAGCACGCCACUCUUCCUCAUCCUCUAGCCUCAACGACCUCCCCGAAUCACGACUGAAUCCCGCACCAGAUGAUUACGCAGCCCCAAGCUUCGCCGACAAGGCUGAGCUAACGCUGUACGCCGGCCGUGGCGGCAACGGCUGCAUCUCCUUCCACCGAGAAGCUUACUAUCCCGACGGACCUCCCAACGGUGGGGACGGUGGCCUUGGAGGUAACGUCUACAUCCAGGCGGCCCACGGCGAGACUUCACUGCACAAACUGGCCCGCAGACGCUUCAUCCGCGCGGGACGCGGAAUUCACGGCCAGGGAAGCGGCAAGAGUGGCAUGCGAGGCUCAGACGUCGUCAUCACCGUCCCAGUCGGCACCAUCGUGCAGGAGAUUGAGCGGCAUGACCCGGCUGCCGAGGAGGAUAUGGCCAUAAGAGCAUUCCAAGCGCAGAAGAAACAGAGGCGCCGCGAGCUUUUGGCGCAGCAACAACUACAAGCAGAAGUGGAAGAGGAGGAGGAGCCUCAAGAGACUGACCGGCACUCAAGAUGGAAGAAUCCCGAGGACGACUACGAUCCAGAUGCCGACGACCCAGAGCGCGGCAAGUGGCUGCUCUAUCCCGGAAUGUCCAAAACCGACGUCAAAACAGCAGAGUUUCCCAAGCUUCCCAAACGAACUCGUCUCUUCCAGCAGCCUCCCCCGCCAAUCUAUCUCGACCUCUCCAAACCAACGCCUACACCCAUCCUCCUAGCAGCAGGUGGCAUUGGCGGCCUUGGAAACCCGCACUUCACUUCACGACAGCACCCAAAGCCAAUGUUCGCCACCAAGGGUGAUGAAGCCGUAACUCUCAAAAUCUCUCUAGAGCUCAAACUGCUCGCCGACGUGGGCCUCGUCGGCCUUCCCAACGCUGGAAAGAGCACCCUCCUGCGAGCUCUCACCAACAGCCGCACGCGGGUUGGCAACUGGGCCUUCACAACCUUGCAGCCAAACAUUGGCACCGUUGUCCUGGACAAGUACUCCGGCCGUCCCAGCGUCAAAGCCGCUCAAACCACCACUGACGAUGGUGCUAUUGGCGGGCCAAGAACGCGCUUCACCGUCGCAGACAUCCCCGGCCUCGUCGAAGGAGCCCAUCUCGACCGCGGCCUCGGAAUAGCUUUCCUGCGCCACGUUGAGCGCGCCGGACUCCUCGCCUUCGUCAUUGAUCUCAGCGCCGGCAACGCUGUCAAGGCCCUACAGUCCCUCUGGCGCGAGGUGGGCCUCUACGCCGAGAUGCGCCAGGACGAAGAGCGCUCCCGCGAGAUCGAGUCCCGCGUCGAUUGGGACCUAGUCUCCCAGGCCAGCCGCGGACCGAUCAACCUGAUGGGCGCUUCAUACGGAACGUCGCUGCCGCCCAUGCAAGAAGCGCAGACGAGGAAGGCUGCUCCGGCGUUGGAAAUUGCUGGCAAGCCGUGGUUUGUGGUCGCUACCAAGGCUGAUCUGCCGGAGACACAGGAGAAUUUCAAGGAGCUCAAGACGUAUCUUGAUAAUGUUACCGAGGGGCGAGAACAGCAUCCGAGCGGCGUGGAAGGAGCGUGGACGAAGAGAUGCGCUGCCAUUCCGGUGAGUGCGAUCAAGGGGAAGGGAGUUGAUCGCAUUAUUCACUGGACCGUUGGGCUGUUGGAUGAGUAG